Austrofundulus limnaeus is the source of this 4933-nucleotide messenger RNA. It is a transcript of the gene rps6ka4, whose product is annotated as ribosomal protein S6 kinase, polypeptide 4. The record is from RefSeq and is a predicted model, not a curated record. The coding region runs from base 839 to 3202 and encodes 787 amino acids. Gene Ontology annotation, molecular function: protein serine/threonine kinase activity; magnesium ion binding; ATP binding. Lineage: Eukaryota; Metazoa; Chordata; Actinopteri; Cyprinodontiformes; Rivulidae. Gene Ontology annotation, biological process: protein phosphorylation; intracellular signal transduction. The transcript has 18 exons.
CCACAAAUAUUGAUCACGUGACUGGACGUCGCCCAGGUUUGCUCGAAAGCAUCCUGGUGUUAGCCGUUCAGGGCUAAAAACAAAAAAGUGGGACGUAAUUAUUUUCAAGAUGAAUGAAGCGCCUGUUUUACUCUAGUGGACGCAAAGAAGAUAAGGAACUACCGUGUCUGUCUUCUUCCAGCAMUGCCUGGCUGCUCGUGUCCGAAGAGGCCAGCUAAAAAUGGCUAGCAACACAUUAGCGUUUUAGCUAAUGGUUCAAACUUUGACUGGCAGCUGCAGCUACUCGCUAGUUAAACAUUUCUUCUUGUAGCUAAUAUGAUAAUUAAGAAAUGCUGUAGGUGUUGACACACUAGCAUUGUCGCGCUUUAGCUCAGCUGUUUCGUUUAAAAGAGUUACAUUUUUACCAAAAAACUAUUAGCUACCUUUAUGAAAAAUGAGUACUGAUGAGAAGCUAAUGCUAACAAUAGCGUUUUAAACUGCUUGUAAAGGUGCAACAAGUCAGAGACACUGAAAAUAGUUUUAUUAUUCAGUUAAAUUUGUUAUAACUAAAGGCAACAGUUUUUAAAGCAAAACUGUUAAAAACUUGUGGGUUUCCUGAGUGAUAUAGAGCAGUCACAACAGGAGCUAUAAUAAUGUAAAAAUGUCAGACGAGUGGGGAUUAACACAACAAACAGCUGUCCUGUCAGCCCCGUAAUCCUUGUGUUCUUCGCAAUGAAUCAACAAUAGAUUUGUUUUUAUUGUUCAGCCUGUAGCCGUAAUAUAUUAUAACUUUUAAUACUAUUUGCCUCCGCGUCCAUUUAAAGUUUAGCUUGUAUACAGUCUUGUUUUUGCUGAAGUUAUGUCGGGGGACACAUCUGACAGCAGUGAGGACUCUGAUGGACAAACUAACGAGAAGGCCUGUACUGUCAAACAUGAAAUCACCAAUGCUAACCUUACAGGUCACACUGAAAGGGUUGGCAUGGAGAACUUUGAGUUGUUGAAGGUUUUGGGUACCGGAGCUUAUGGCAAAGUGUUUUUGGUCAGGAAGAACAGCGGUCAUGAUGCGGGACAGCUGUAUGCCAUGAAGGUAUUAAAGAAAGCAGCUAUCGUUCAGAAAGCAAAGACGACAGAACACACUCGCACCGAGAGGCAGGUGUUGGAGCACAUUCGCCAGUCUCCCUUCCUGGUGACGCUUCACUACGCCUUCCAAACUCAGAGCAAGCUACAUCUCAUCCUGGACUAUGUGAGUGGUGGCGAGAUGUUUACUCAUUUGUACCAGCGGGAUCACUUUUCCGAGGAGGCGGUGCGGAUUUAUAUUGGGGAGAUAAUUCUUGCUCUGGAGCUCCUGCACAAGCUUGGGAUUGUUUACCGAGACAUCAAGCUGGAGAACAUCCUCCUGGACAGCGAGGGUCAUGUGGUUUUGACAGAUUUUGGGCUCAGCAAAGAGUUUCUGGAAGAAGACAAGGGAAGGACCUACUCUUUCUGCGGCACCAUUGAAUACAUGGCUCCUGAAAUCAUCAGAGGAAAGUCUGGACAUGGAAAGUCCGUAGACUGGUGGAGCCUCGGGAUCCUGAUGUUUGAGCUGCUGACGGGAGCGUCUCCUUUUACCUUGGAGGGAGAAAGGAAUUCGCAGAGUGAGGUGUCAAAGCGCAUUUUACGCUGCGACCCGCCGUUCCCCUCCAUGAUUGGGCCUGUUGCUCAGGACCUACUGAAGAAAUUACUGGUGAAAGAUCCUCACAGGAGGCUGGGCUCUGGGCCCAGAGGAGCCGAGGACAUCAAAGCUCAUGCUUUCUUUAAGGGUCUGAACUGGGCCGACCUAGCUCAGAAGAAAGUACAGAGUCCUUUUAAGCCAGAGCUGAAAAAUGAGCUUGAUGUGGGCAACUUUUCUGAGGAGUUCACAGGAAUGGAACCCGUCUACUCGCCGGCGAGCACACCUCCGAGCACAGACCGCCUGUUCCAGGGCUAUUCCUUUAUUGCUCCUUCCAUUUUGUUCAAUAAGAACGCUGUCAUGGGAGACUUUGUAGAGGCUCAGAUUGGAGCCGACAGACCAGCUUCUGCUUCUGUCCGGCACAGUGCAAUGGUGAAGGAAUCUCAGUUUUUUCUGCACUAUGAGCUGGAUUUUCAGAGCCCGCCGCUCGGUGAGGGGAGUUUCUCUGUGUGCAGGAAAUGCAGACAUAAACAAAGUGGCCACGAGUACGCCGUCAAAAUCGUCAGCCGCAGGAUGGAGGCAAAUACUCAGAGGGAGAUCGCUGCGUUGAGGCAAUGUGAAGCUCACCCAAACAUUGUGAAGCUGUAUGACGUCUACACUGAUCAGUACCACACAUAUUUAGUGAUGGAGCUCCUGCGAGGCGGGGAGUUACUGGAACGGAUCAAGAAGAAGAAGCUGUUUGACGAGGCGGAGGCCAGUCAGCUGCUGCAGAGCCUGGUCUCAGCUGUCAGCUACAUGCACGAGGCUGGAGUUGUGCACCGAGAUCUUAAACCUGAGAACGUGCUGUUCACAGACGAGGGGGAGCAGUCGGUGCUGAAAGUAAUYGACUUUGGAUUUGCCCGCCUGUGCCCUGCAGGCAGUGCCCCCCUGCAGACCCCCUGCUUCACACUGCAGUACGCGGCGCCGGAGCUGUUCGAGAGCGCGGGAUACGACAAGUCCUGCGACCUCUGGAGUCUCGGGGUCAUCCUGUACACCAUGCUGUCAGGCCAGGUGCCGUUUCAGAGCGAGCAGCGUGGGGUGACCUCGUCGUAYGCUGCCGACAUCAUGCAGAAGAUAAAAGAGGGGGACUUCUCAUUGGACGGAGAGGCCUGGAAGGGCGUGUCAGAGGAUGCAAAAGAGCUUGUUAAAGGUCUACUGACUGUGGAUCCAGAGAAUCGGCUCAAACUCUCAGAUUUGAAGGAGAACAGCUGGCUGCAAGGCGGGGCGUCCAUGUCCACCACRCCUUUGUGCACGCCAGAUGUGUUGGAAUCCAGUGGGCCUACAGUCCGCACCUAUGUCAAUGCCACAUACAAGGCUUUCAACCGCGGCAAGAGGGAGGGCUUUUUUCUGAAAAGUGUGGACAACGCACCGCUCGCAAAGCGGCGCAAGCUCAAGAUGACGAGCACAGGCGUCGAGACCCGAUGGAGUUCAUCCUCUUCCUCCUCCUCUUCUUCCACUUCCUCCUCGGCGUCUGCGACGGCGUCCAAAGAGCAGAGGAAGCAAACCGUGACCCUGAAGCAAAGCAAGCUAAAAUGACAUGAUCGAACAAAGCUGAAAGGAUUCUGGCAACGUGUUGUCCUCCAGUGGUCAGUACCCCCCUACAACGACAACAAAAACAAAUAAAAUACUGACAAAACACUGGCGCAGGUAAACCCAAAGUUUUCAAAGCAAAAACAAGUUUCCUCCUGUUUAAAAGYCUUCAGCUUUUUCUACCUUUUUCUCCUAAAAACAAACAUGUUUUGCUUGAAAGGAGAAAACCCGACCGUGAGAAUUGAAUUCUUAAUCAGUAUUUGUUCAGCACAAUUUAGCUAGAAAUCACUGUGGCUACUGAACAGUGCCUGGUUAUUUAGGGAAGAAAAGGGAAAAAAGGAGCCUUUCAUGAGCAGAAGCCAUAAAAGCUGCAGAAGCAGUGAACUUAAGCGAGAAGUGCACAGUUUCAUGUUUGAAUCAUUUUAAACCACGGCAGAAAGAGAAUAUAGGCACUGCUCCGUACAGCAAGCAGCUUUAAUGUGAGGACAAGUUUAGCUGUUUGCAGCGGCAGCAGGGAGGAGCAAYGAUCAAAUAGUUUAGGGUGAAUUAUUCCGUUUUGGAGAAAGUUGCUGCAGCUCCAUUACACCACCAGCUCUGUGGAUCCCGUUUGAACACUUUGUGGAGCUCCAGUCUCCGAUUAUUGAGCCUGAGUUUGACUCGAAGCAGGUGCAGCUGUGACAAGUUCAGCAGAAGUGCUUGUUUUAAAAAAAAAAAAAAGGUUGUGAAGACAAAGACGCAGUCAUGAAAUGUAAACACUCGCUGUAAAUAUCUGUUGUUGUGCCGGAUAUUUCUAGCAUGCUUCUAAGAAAAAAAAAAUCUCUAUUUUGGUAUCUGACAGAUUAAAAUGAUCACUAGAACACUCUAGUGCAGAUGAAGUGUUUGCACAAAGAUGGGAACUGAAAGACUUUGUUGAGUCGGAGAAGAUUUGAGUGGUUUAGUUUUUACAUUUUAAAAGGAGUUUUCUCUUGGUGCCAUGCGAGGCUCCCAUAAAUAUCACCGAAUUUUUAUACAGAGAGCAGUUUGGGUUUUUUUGUACCUUGGUGCGUCUUUUUGUUCUUAUUUUCCYGAGGUGACUUUAGAGCGAUUGUAAAGCUUUUAAAUUGAAUCGAUUUUACAGAACGAGACACUUAAUUACAACUUGAAGGGAGACCAUCCUUUGAAAGUAAUGUACAAACACUUUAUGAUUUUGAGCAACAAAAAAAAAAACAAAACAAAAAAACUAGAGUAUGUAAUGAUUUAUGCUGUUGAAAUGGUAUAUUAAUGUAAUGUUUUUAUUGAACUUUUUAAAUGUUGCACAGUCAGUUGAUCAAUUAAACACAUUUCAGCUUUAAAAAGUGCUUUUGCUGAUAUUUAUUAUGCCUUUGAUUUUAUUUCUAUGGUUAUGGGAUUAUCAUGAUUUGGCUCUUUUUGUGUUCUGUGUGUGUGAGUGUGUGCGUGAUGCCUGCUGGAGAUGAUGUUUCUGUACCAGGUGAGGCGUUUUACUGUAUUAUUUUCUGUCGUGUUUUCCCAUCGGUGUCUUUUUAAAGGUAACUGGUUGUUUUGUGUUUGAGCUGAACCCCUUUUGCUUAAAAGUUGCUUUUAUUGUUGUUAAAUGUUUUUAGGUGAAUUUUUUUUCUUCCCUCUCUUUUCCUGUUUUACUGAGAUGCACUGUCACUGAUGWUGUAAAUGAAAAUUUAUCUUUGGCACCAAGUUUUCCUUUUUUUGCUCGGUGCAAAAUAAACAUUACUUUUAAAUAGA